AAGUUAUUGAUUCGUUUCCCAGAGAUGGCUCCUCAUUUCUCAUCUGAUGAAAACGUACCGGGCCACACCACGGCGGUGGCCAUCGACAAAGAUAAAAAUAGCCCACAAGCUGUACGUUGGGCCGUCGAGCAUCUUGUCGUCUCCAAUCCAUUCGUCACCUUGAUCCAUGUUAAGCAUAAAAACCAGGGUGACAACGAGUCUGAUUAUGACGUAAACCAGCUUUUCAUUCCUUUUCGCGGCUACUGUGCACGCAAAGGGAUUCAAUUGGAGGAGGUUAUCCUGGAAGAUGCAGAUGUCUGCAAAGCACUUCUGGACUACGUUCACAAAAACUUGAUUAACAAUCUAGUUAUUGGUGCAGCAACGAGGAAUAGCUUAUCAAGUUAUUUAAAUUAUAGGAAAUCCAAGAAUGACAUUCCUGCAAUCUUGAUAAGAAGCGCGCCGGAGUUUUGUUCUGUGUAUGUGAUUUCCAAAGGUAAGAUAUUGACUAUGCGAACCGCACAGCGGCCUGUUUCGAACACUGCUGCCCCGCCAAAAAUGUCGUCCGGAAUGCCACCGCAUAUUCCAUCGGAUCAACUUGAAGACGAACGAGGCAGACGACAAGUUGUUAGGGGAGAGUCGAGAAAUGGAACAGAUAGACAGUCAGUUGAUAAUCCCCCCAAGUUACCUAUGCGUGACCGUGACAGACGAAAAAGCUUGCCGGCAAAUCUGUCAGGUGACAUGGAUGCAGCUAUGCGAGCGGCUGCGGCACAGCCUUCAUCUAGCCAAGAUACUUUAGCUAUCGAUACAGAUUUUUUAAACAAAAUUCCCCAUGGAUCUAUCGAUCUUAAUGACCAAAAUUUAGAUUUUUCUAUGGUUUCGGCCACCCCUACUGGGCAACUUCCUCAAAACACACGAGACAUCGAAGCUGAAAUGAGAAGGUUGAAGCUUGAACUUAAGCAAACCAUGGAUUUGUACAGCACAGCUUGCAAAGAAGCUCUUACAGCCAAAAGAAAGGCUGAGGAGCUUCAUCAGUGGAAGAUGGAGGAGGCACGCAAGUUCGAGGAAGCUAAGCAAGCAGGAGAGGCAGCUCUUGCCAUGGCAGAGAAGGAGAAGGCCAAAUGCAAAGCUGCCAUGGAAGCAGCCGAGGCAGCGCGAAAACUGGCGGAGAUGGAAGCACAUAGAAGAAGACAAGCAGAGCUUAAAGCCAAGAAGGAGGCUGACGAGAAGACUCGUGCUUUGAGUGUUUUGGCAAAGAAUGAUGUCCGAUACCGAAAAUAUACCAUCGAAGAAAUUGAAGAAGCAACUGAAAACUUUGUAGCAUCUAAUAAGAUUGGAGAAGGGGGUUACGGGCCUGUUUUUAAAGGCAAACUCGAUCACACUCCGGUUGCCAUCAAAGUUCUAAGACCGGACGCUGCUCAAGGAAAGAAACAGUUCCAGCAAGAGGUUGAGGUUCUUUGCUGCAUGAGACAUCCAAACAUGGUCCUUCUCCUUGGUGCCUGUCCCGAGUAUGGAUGCUUGGUAUAUGAAUAUAUGUUUAAUGGAAGCUUAGAGGACAGACUAUUUCGAAAGGGAAAUACUCCUCCACUUUCAUGGAGAAAGCGAUUUAACAUAGCUGCAGAAAUUGCGACUGGCCUUCUAUUCCUUCACCAAGCGAAGCCAGAACCACUAGUGCAUCGGGACCUCAAGCCGGCUAACAUUCUAUUAGACCGCAAUUACGUGAGCAAAAUCGCUGAUGUUGGCCUAGCGCGACUAGUACCACCUUCUGUAGCUGACAGUGUGACACAAUAUCACAUGACUUCAGCUGCAGGGACAUUCUGUUACAUAGAUCCUGAAUAUCAACAAACAGGCAUGCUGACAACUAAAUCAGACAUAUAUUCCCUCGGAAUAAUGUUGCUCCAGAUUAUUACAGCCAAGCCUCCAAUGGGUAUUGCUCAUCAUGUUGGAAGGGCCAUUGAGAAAGGAACUUUACUUGAUGUACUUGAUCCAGCUGUGCCAAAUUGGCCACUUGAAGAGGCUUUAGCAUUUGCUCGAUUAGCCCUCAAGUGUGUCGAGCUGAGGAAGAAGGACAGACCCGAUCUUGGAACUGUUAUAGUGCCGGAACUUAACCGAUUAAGAGAUUUCGGAAUGAGCUCCGACUCUCGUGGUCGCAGUAAUAAUUGCAGGUAGCCGAU
This is a messenger RNA of Hibiscus syriacus, 2150 nucleotides long. Its product is annotated as U-box domain-containing protein 52-like. The transcript has 8 exons. Lineage: Eukaryota; Viridiplantae; Streptophyta; Magnoliopsida; Malvales; Malvaceae. The coding region runs from base 25 to 2145 and encodes 706 amino acids. Gene Ontology annotation, molecular function: protein kinase activity; ATP binding. Gene Ontology annotation, biological process: protein phosphorylation. The record is from RefSeq and is a predicted model, not a curated record.